Molecule: messenger RNA, 6984 nt
Organism: Phyllostomus discolor (pale spear-nosed bat)
Lineage: Eukaryota; Metazoa; Chordata; Mammalia; Chiroptera; Phyllostomidae
Gene: SRGAP2
Product: SLIT-ROBO Rho GTPase activating protein 2
Exons: 21
Coding region: 796-3165 (789 amino acids)
Biological process (GO): signal transduction; negative regulation of cell migration
Cellular component (GO): cytoplasm
Molecular function (GO): protein binding
Source: RefSeq, a predicted model, not a curated record
AGUUUAGCCAGUCCCUCCUCCUCGUUCCUGGACUCUCGGGAUCCGCUAUUCCUAUUGGCUAUAGGCCCCAUCGGUCAAUAGCAUGCGGGCGGUGAUUGGCAAAGGGGUGGGCUCCGCUUCCCGGCGGGGUCCUGCGGAGUUGGCUGAGGCUCCUGAGGGGACUAGGGGACCAAUCUGCGUAGGAGCGGGUGGUGGGGAAGAGAACUCUAAGUGGAAAGCUGAGCCUGGGGCCUGGGACCCGUCGCGUCAGAGCCAGGCAAGUGAACCGGAGCAAACGACUUCCGAUCCAGUCCGUGCUGCUGCGGCUCCCGUUUGGGAUUUGAUUUGCGGCAUCUUGGAGCCAGUGCAACAAAAAACCGCGAAGCACGCCCAACCCUCCCCCGGCACCCCGAUAGGCACCCACUCCCUCCCGAGGACACAGCUGGGCGCGUCCACACCCCCGCACCCUCCACACCAUGUUGUGCGGAAGGACUUGCACUCCCAGCUUGUGUCGUUGAUGUCAGACCCCAGGCCAGCCUCCUGGCCCUGCAGUUCUCCCGGCUAAUGCUGAGCCUGCUGCUCCGGCUCUAGCACAGGAACCAGCUGCCGCGCCCGGCCCCAGCACCCACCGGCUGCAUGUGCCCGCCGUAGCCGCCUGCCCAGCCCGCAGCCCGCGCUCCCUGGAGCGCUGGAGACCACCGCGGGAGCCCCUUCUGCCCUGGGGAGAAGCGGUCUUGGAGGUAUUGAUUUCGGUGGUUGGAUUUUUCUCGUGGAUCUAUCAAUUAACAAUUCGAAUUUGGAAGAAAGAAGGAAAACAUGACGUCUCCAGCCAAAUUCAAAAAGGAUAAGGAGAUCAUAGCAGAGUACGAUACUCAGGUCAAAGAGAUCCGCGCUCAGCUCACAGAGCAGAUGAAAUGCCUGGACCAGCAGUGUGAGCUCCGGGUGCAGCUGUUGCAGGACCUCCAGGACUUCUUCCGAAAGAAGGCUGAGAUUGAGAUGGACUACUCCCGCAACUUGGAGAAGCUGGCAGAGCGCUUCCUGGCCAAGACGCGCAGCACCAAGGACCAGCAAUUCAAGAAGGAUCAGAAUGUUCUCUCUCCAGUCAACUGCUGGAAUCUCCUCUUAAACCAGGUGAAGCGGGAGAGCAGGGACCAUACCACACUGAGUGACAUCUACCUGAAUAAUAUCAUUCCUCGAUUUGUUCAAGUCAGCGAGGACUCAGGAAGACUCUUUAAAAAGAGUAAAGAAGUCGGCCAGCAGCUCCAAGAUGAUUUGAUGAAGGUCCUGAAUGAGCUCUACUCGGUCAUGAAGACAUAUCACAUGUACAAUGCCGACAGCAUCAGUGCUCAGAGCAAGCUGAAAGAGGCAGAGAAGCAGGAGGAGAAGCAAAUUGGCAAAUCAGUAAAGCAGGAGGACCGGCAGACCCCACGCUCCCCCGACUCUUCAUCCAACAUUCGCAUUGAGGAGAAGCAUGUCCGGAGGAGCUCAGUGAAGAAGAUUGAGAAGAUGAAAGAGAAGCGCCAAGCCAAGUACACGGAGAAUAAGCUGAAGGCCAUUAAAGCCCGGAAUGAGUACCUACUGGCUUUGGAGGCAACCAACGCAUCAGUCUUCAAGUACUACAUCCACGACCUGUCUGACCUUAUUGAUUGUUGUGACUUGGGCUACCACGCUAGCCUGAACCGGGCGCUGCGCACCUUCCUCUCUGCCGAGUUGAAUCUGGAGCAAUCAAAGCACGAGGGUCUGGACGCCAUCGAGAACGCUGUGGAAAACCUGGAUGCCACCAGUGACAAGCAGCGCCUCAUGGAGAUGUACAACAAUGUCUUCUGCCCACCUAUGAAGUUUGAAUUCCAGCCCCACAUGGGGGACAUGGCUUCCCAGCUCUGUGCCCAGCAGCCUGUCCAGAGUGAGCUGGUACAGAGAUGCCAACAACUGCAGUCUCGCUUAUCCACUCUGAAGAUUGAGAAUGAAGAGGUAAAGAAGACAAUGGAAGCCACUCUACAGACCAUCCAGGACAUUGUGACCGUCGAGGAUUUUGACGUGUCGGACUGCUUCCAGUACAGCAACUCUAUGGAGUCCGUCAAGUCCACCGUCUCAGAAACCUUCAUGAGCAAGCCCAGCAUUGCCAAGAGGAGAGCCAACCAGCAAGAGACAGAGCAGUUCUAUUUCACGAAAAUGAAGGAGUAUCUGGAGGGCAGGAACCUCAUCACCAAGCUACAAGCCAAGCAUGACCUUCUCCAGAAAACCCUGGGAGAAAGUCAGCGGACAGAUUGCAGUCUGGCCAGGCGUAGCUCAACUGUGAGGAAGCAGGAUUCCAGCCAGGCAAUUCCUCUGGUGGUAGAAAGCUGUAUCCGGUUUAUCAGCAGACACGGACUGCAGCACGAAGGGAUUUUCCGGGUAUCAGGAUCCCAGGUGGAAGUGAAUGACAUCAAGAACGCCUUUGAGAGAGGAGAGGACCCCCUGGCUGGGGACCAGAACGACCAUGACAUGGACUCCAUAGCUGGCGUCCUGAAGCUCUACUUCCGGGGGCUGGAACACCCCCUCUUCCCCAAGGACAUCUUCCAUGACCUGAUGGCCUGCGUCACGAUGGACAACCUACAGGAGAGAGCUCUUCACAUCCGGAAAAUCCUCCUGGUCCUGCCCAAAACCACCCUGAUUAUCAUGAGAUACCUCUUUGCCUUCCUCAAUCAUUUAUCACAGUUCAGUGAAGAGAACAUGAUGGACCCCUACAACCUGGCCAUCUGCUUUGGGCCCUCGCUGAUGUCAGUGCCUGAGGGCCACGACCAGGUGUCCUGCCAAGCCCACGUGAACGAGCUGAUCAAAACCAUCAUCAUCCAGCAUGAGAACAUCUUCCCAAACCCCAGGGAGCUGGAGGGCCCUGUCUACAGCAGAGGAGGAAGCACAGAGGAUUACUGUGACAGCCCUCACGGAGAGACUACCUCGGUUGAAGACUCCACCCAGGAUGUGACCACAGAGCACCACACGAGCGAUGACGAGUGUGAGCCCAUCGAGGCCAUUGCCAAGUUUGACUAUGUGGGCCGGACAGCCCGAGAGCUGUCCUUCAAGAAGGGGGCAUCCCUGCUGCUUUACCAACGGGCUUCUGACGACUGGUGGGAAGGCCGGCACAAUGGCAUCGACGGACUCAUCCCCCAUCAGUACAUCGUGGUUCAAGACACGUUGAUAUCCUGAAUGAGUCUACAGCCUCCCAGCCUCUCCCCAGCUCGUUCUGCGGGGAUAUCCUCCCUCUGUUGAUAACAUCGCAAACCUGGUGGCCAUCUGUGCGUGGACAGGACCCUCCCAAAUUUAGCGUUAUGACUUCACUACAGGACCAAGAGAAGAUGAAUUAUGGGGGAGAAGGGGCGUUCUUUGUCAUCGGUAGCCAGAGGGGCCAGGAGAGCAGUGGAGAGACCUGGGACCGGCUGGGACGCUCUAAGCGGGGCUGGAUGCCCUACGGCAGAGAGUGGCAGAGUCCUGCCUCAACACCGGCACCUCCAGAGCCACCACAGAGCGGACUGUCCUUACCCAGCAGUGCUCAGGACCUCAGCAGAUAAACUGCAACCUGAACUGGCCUCCUCCUCCUCCAGGAGGCAGCCCCAGCACAGCUGCCCCAAGGAGAGCAGCGUGGGGUAGAAGGCAGACACCUCGAAUCCAGGUGUCCCCCGACCCAGCUCUCCAGAGGAGCUGAGGACCCUGCAGAGCUCAGCGGGAUUAUUUAUUUUUAUUUAAGCAACCCUCCCAAGGCCCUUAGGUUUCCUUGCUUCUGCUCACAGAGCUAGCCCAGCCAGGCGUCGCUGCUGUCUCAGAGCUGUUGCGGGGUCGCGUGUGUGUUGGGGGGCCAUCUUGCCAAUUUAACACUGCUUUUUGUGUUGUUUGUCCCUGCCUGUCCCUUCUCCCCCAGCGAGGACGGUGUCGUGGAGAGGUCCAGCCCCAAGUCUGAGAUUGAGGUCAUUUCUGAGCCACCUGAAGAAAAGGUGACAGCCAGAGCGGGGGCCAGCUGUCCCAGUGGGGGUCAUGUAGCCGAUAUUUAUCUUGCAAACAUCAACAAGUAAGCUCUGCUUUUCAUUUUCUGCUCCUCUGAAUGACUUGCCACACACAGCCUCACCCUCUGGCCUAACCCCCCUCUCCAUUCUGAGCUGCGCGGAGGGCUCCAGCUGCCCCGGCCUAACAGUUUGCAUGUGCUCCUUGCUGCUACAAGGCGGACAGGGCUGAGGAGGCUUCCGCGGGCCUCAGCAGCGGUCCCGGGUCUCCAGCCAGCUGCCGUCUUGCCAUGGAUGGGUGCUCCACCCUGUUCCCCCAGGGUUUGCCAGCUCUGAUCUUCCUGGCCGUCUGACUGCUAAAACUUUGGCCAAAGCUUUGGUUACUCUAAGCGACUUGGUUUUCUGUUCUUCUCAGAGGUGCCUUCUCUUUUCCAGUCCUCACUCAAAUAAUGGUAGUCUGUGAUGUCUUCCUUGGCCCUCGUGUGUCCGAAGACCCGAAGUCUUGUGUGCCUUCUGCUAGGCUCAUGUUGCCCCAGGGGUUUAUUUAGAUGCCGUGUAUCUGUUUCUCGCCCUGUCCUGCACUCACUCCUGUGAAGGGAAGGAGACCACUGUGCCCCCGAGGAAAGCUUUGUCCUGAGCUCUUUAUUCCUUUUCUAACCCCCGGCUCCCUUACCUUCCGCCCUGUCACACCAAUAGAAAUGAUUUUCCAUUUUUUCCCUGUUGCUUUAGCCCUGUGUACUAUCCCUCCCUGUUAGUCCCUUUGCAGAUCCCCACUCCUGUCCCACAGGCUCUAAACACUGCCCCAGCUUUCACUGUGGCUGUUAGCGACAUCCUGGGGUUUUAACUCCGCCCACGCCCACACCCGGUCUGGCUGCCUAGAGGGAUCCCACGCCUGCCUGCGAGCCGCUGCCUCCCCUCGAGACAUUCAGGUUAUUGGAAAACUAAUCUCAUCUCAAGGGGCCAGACACCAAGCCCCAGAGCCUACAGACCUCUUUCCGCCAGACCCUGAAACUUGGCCCAGUGCCAGCAGGAUGACAAGCCCCAGGGCGCUCCUGAUGAAUAUGGAUUGGAGAUGAUGUACAGUUUUUAUUCCCCUCUGGCUUCGGAGGAAUGAAAUGAUUUGCACAUUGAAAACCUGUUAACCGUAGCCUCUGGACACUGAAACUGGAAGGAGAAUAAAAGAUGCUUGUUGUUGUUAAACUGCACCAGGUCGCCCAGAUCUCUUGGCUUUUUUCCAACCAGACGGUAGCCGGGGGCGUGGUUGGGGCACGUGGCUCUUGUCCAUCUCUUUCACCCUCAAGUUAGUCAAGUAGCGUAAUCAGCUCACUUAGUCAGCGUAGUUAUAAUCGAAGUCAGACCAGUAAAAAUGAUUGAGGAUUUUAUUUCCCUCCAGCAUAGUGCCCUGCUGGGAGGGCAAGCUAGUAAAAAGUAACUGUGGGCUAAUCACAUUUUUUCCCCUUAUUUACAAGUCUAUGUUAAUCAUAAACCUAUAAUCAUAAGAUCAGAAGCCUAUAAUUAACCCAGAAACAAAGGCAGAGUUAGUGGAGGGACAGUUAAAUAAUUAGUUAGGUACAUACUUUUAAACCAUCAUCUAUUUGAUGUCAUUUGUACAAAGGAAUUCUGCAGAGUCUUAGCUGAAACAGUCAAGAGACAAAUGUCUGGUAGAAAGUUAAGGCAGUUCCCUCGAGCUCCUUGCUUGGCGGUGUCAGGUUGGGGUGUUUGGAGGACCGUCUGCCUGCACACCGGCUCGUCCGUGGGGGCGGCAGCCCCUGGGCGUGCCGUGCCCUCGGGGUGAGUCUGCCUCCAGCUCCCGCCCCACACGUCACUCCUCAGGCCCCUCGCUUCUCUGAGUGCCCAGGUUCCCUUUCGCCCAGACACACCUGCUGUCUCCUCACCUGGUCCUUCUCUCCUUUCAAGACCUAGUCCGAAGAUUUACUUCUUUGGGGAAGACUUUCUGGUACCUCAUAGUUCCUCAGCGCUGAACUAGGUGCCCUCGUUCUGUAUUCCCAAAGCAGUCAGUACGUUUCAGGACUCGAGAUGCACUCAGAUCCCCCAGCAGGCCGAGCUUUUUGAAACCAGGAACUCUGUCUUCCUCUCCUUAGACAUCCCUGGGGCCUGGCCCAGGGCCGGGCACGCUCCAGUCACUCCACAGAUCUCAGCAGCUUUCGCCUUGUGAGCCAGCCAUCCUCAAAUGGAAAAAGGAAAUCAGCAGAGUUGUUGGGGUGUGGCAUCUCUAUGUAAUUCCACACGUUAAUUGAGCACCUACUGCUGCACCAAGUGCCAACGCUGGUUAUUCAGAGAGGAAUAAGAUGGUCCCUGGCCUCAGAGCUCAGUCUGGCAGGGGAAAUACCUUACAGGCAGGUAACUAAAAAGCACUGAGUGCCGUAGAUGCCCUAAAGGGACAGGAGAGGGAAUGAUCGAUUCUGCCUACUGUUAGAUUUGGGUUCCAGGAAAGGAAAAGAGUUAUUUUAGCUGGGCUCUAUAAGACACUGAGCACAUCCUUUUUCCACUCAAGAAUGGCUGGUGCUCACUGCUAAACUGCUGAGCAGGCAGCUUCCUGGAGUACGUACUUUGUGCCAGGUCCUGGCCCAGGCCCCGCGGAUGCACGGUGAGGAAGCCGUCACCAGCGGAGAGUACCAGGGCUGGCUUAGAAUGCUGGCCCUGCCUCGUGGGUGGGGUCCUACCCCUGCCCUUCUUCUGUCCUCGGCUCCCACUCAGCCCCAGUCACCCUUCGUAGAUUUAAGAUCAAAGCUGCUCAGCUGCCAUCCCAAACCAGAAGUUCCAUUGCUUCUUAGAUUGGGUCCUUGAGAAUCUAAUUCCAAACAAAAAUGAAAUGAUUCAGCAGUGGGCAACACCCUUAUAACCAGGACUCUGCCAAAGCGUUUCAUGUGAGGACCUUAGUGGUCUGAAACCAACUGACUCAGAACCAGGGCUCAGCCCAGUGCCGGGUGCCUUAGGGUCACGUAGACGUGUUUCUGCCCUAAGAAGACGCACAAGCUCAGUCCUGACUCUGCAACAUUGCAGACUUUGG